Leptinotarsa decemlineata (Colorado potato beetle) is the source of this 889-nucleotide messenger RNA. RefSeq lists its product as uncharacterized. The record is from RefSeq and is a predicted model, not a curated record. Lineage: Eukaryota; Metazoa; Arthropoda; Insecta; Coleoptera; Chrysomelidae.
AGAAAGGCGGUCCAAGACUAAGACACUUCCACUGAGUCUUCGAACUUGUUAAGAUCUCUGAGAUUAGCCUGAAAAUGUUCAAGUUUUUCGUUAUAGUUGCUUCUGCUGUUGCCCUAUCUUCUGCUGGUUUCGCAAGGCAUGAGCAAGAAAACGUAGUUCAUGAACCACAAUCUUCAGGCAGCUACAGCUUUAGUUCCUUCAAGGCAGAUUUUGGCGGUCAUGGAAGUGGAAAAGGGAGCUCUGGAGCGGAACUUUCUAGUUUGGCCCACAGUUCAGCAAUCCAAGCCAACAAUGCUGUCCAAAACCAACACACCGCUGGAAGUCAAGCAGCAUUCGGAGUCAAGAGUAAUUUAGCCAGUGUUGCUUUCGGAGCCGCUCAAGCAGCCCAGGCAGCCCUAGUUGGAAAACAAGCUCUUGUAGGAAACCUCAAAUCACAACUUACCGAAGCCCAAAACCAAGUCCAAAUCGAAAUCGCUCAGUACCAACAGACCCAAAACGCGGCUCAAGCUGCAGAGGAAGCUGCUGCCCAAGCACAAGCUCAAGUCAACACUCUUUCUGCUGCCCUCGCUGCUGCGCAAGGUGGAAGCCAGCACGCUUCUCAAGCUGCAGCUGAAGCGGCCAACUCGGCCGCCGCUCAGCACGCCAUGAUCACCGAAGCUAAGCAACGCGUUAACCAAAUCCUGUCCCAGUUACAAAGCGCAUCGGAAGAUUUGAAGGAGACCGAGGUAUCUGCUCAGAGAGCAGCUGAAUCUGCACAAAUUGCUCAGUCGAACGCUGCUCAUGCUGGAGCAGCCAUAUCGUCUGGUGGGUCCAAAGGAGGAUAUGGUCAUGGACACUGGUACUGAUCAACCAAAAUUUUUAUACUUAGAAAUAAAUAUUUUGUGAUAUA